AUGGCAAUCGGCAGACCUCGCAUACCUGGCACUGAGGCGGAAAGAGCAGAGGCACGGAGGAGCAAAGUUCGCGCCAAUGUUCAGGCAUUUAGAAGGCGCCAGAAAGAGAAGCAAAUCGCAGAGCAGGCAUGCCGGUUGCAGGCCAGGGAAGAUAGCGUGGCCCAAAAGCACAAAUCCCUUGCCUGCCAUCAGCCAACUAUCGACGCCAACGCCUACAGCUGUCCGAAGGCCUGCGAUGCUUCUUUGUUUCCUGUAGAAGAUGCUGAAUUCUGGUUGUGGGCCAUUCCCUCGGAAAUGGGUGCAAGGCUUGUGGGUUCGAUUUACCAUGUCGCAUUCGUCCAGGAUCUCAAGAAUAGGUUCGUAACACUUCGAACGCUGCGAGAGCGAGCAAACAACAGAGCUGGACAACGUCUGUCAAUAUGCUGUUCAACAUGGGUCACAACUGUAACCCUCGAAAUGGACAGGCCUGAAACCGAAGUCUUGAUGGAAGCUCUCUUAGCUGCCUCUCUGGCCAAGGUUGGCAAAGAUCGCAGUGAACCAGAUAUGGUCCUGCAGGGAGCCUAUAUGCAGACCCGCGCAUUGCAAAGGCUGCGAUGUUCGCUGAAGGGAUAUCAAGAGGGUGAUAGAGAAAUUUCGCCCACAGUAUUAUCUUCCACAGCCCUGAUCUGUGCCAUGUCGGAGCUGAUAGCCAACAAGUCCUGGGACAACUUUAACUGUCAUUUGCUGGGAGUGGGGGCAUUGAUAUUCCAUGGUGGCACCGAAGGUCUGACCCAGCAGUCAUCCCAGGAACAUUUUUACGGAUAUCGUGCACUGCAAACACCGUUUUUGUUCAUGAGUCGGCAGCAGACGUUCCUGUCCGAGCCACAAUGGAUUGACUUCCCAUGGAAAGAAGGGGUGGAGCUCGCUCGACAACCCCUGCACUCGAUGCUCGAUAUUGCCCUCAAGGUCUUACCAGAGAUUGUCAAGCAGGAAUCGGCCAAAAGUUGGAGCCUGUCCUGCCUCAAAGCGAGAUAUGAAACGGCGUUCGCGAUAGUGGAGGAAUUGAAUGGCUGGGAGCGUCAGUUGCAAUCACAACAAGAGCGUUCUCUAUACACCAAAGUCAUGGCCAGUUGGGGAGGUGUGUUCCAGCGUCGCCUCCACUUUCCCAACUCUUCGAUUGCCCUUGCAUUUGCCAUGUACACGGCCGUCAGAGUACACGUGGCGAUGCUUGUCACCAACAUCUCGGAAGAAAUGGCUUCCCAUGCGUCCACAACCGAUAUGGACAGAAGCUCAGCUGCGCUGGAGGCAUUGCGGUGGGCACGGCUUGCCUGCCAAAGCCUUGAGUACUUCCACACUAGUGAGUCAAAGGUUUCUGGGCUGAUAGAUACCCUGUGGCCACUUGAGAGCGCCUGGGAGCUCUUUUCAAAGCUGGAGGGAGAAGGGUUCGUCGACGUCUCGCAAGAGAUUGUAUGGUGUCGAUCUGCAGCUGAACAAUACGUAAAGCUCGGGAUUCCUCCUUUCAGAUGGCGAUAA
Fonsecaea pedrosoi CBS 271.37 is the source of this 1512-nucleotide messenger RNA. RefSeq lists its product as uncharacterized. The transcript is spliced from 3 exons. Lineage: Eukaryota; Fungi; Ascomycota; Eurotiomycetes; Chaetothyriales; Herpotrichiellaceae. The record is from RefSeq and is a predicted model, not a curated record. Bases 1 to 1512 code for a protein of 503 amino acids.